AUGAUGUUUAUGCUCAAAUCCACGGCAUGGCUCGCAACUUUGCAGAGCAGCACCAGAUCUUUUGGAUCUUUGAGACCGGCGUUGUAUGCUGCCAUCUCGUCGUCGACAGCGCCCGCCCUGGAGACCAAUGUCAAGUCUGAGACGAACAGGCUAGAGAAGACCCUGACCAAGUUCUGGGAAAAGGUGGAUGUUACUGAGGAUUCCGAAGGCAUUCAUGUACAGUUGGAUGGGAAGACACUCAAGACUCCGUUGGGAAACCGGUUGAUUCUGCCUCCGACCAAGGCCCCAUUGGCCCAUUUGAUUGCCCAUGAGUGGAAAAACCUGCAGACACUCACGAUAAAGCCUUACACGGUUCCUUUGACCUCGGUGGCAGCUCGUGCGGUUGACUUGAAAUACGUGGAGGAGACGAAGGAUCCAGAGGUUGCGGCUAAGAUGGGUACUGCCGAUGAUGUCAAAGAGAGUUUGCUGAGAUACCUUGAUACCGACACUCUGCUGGUAUUCUCUCCCCACCACGAGUACCAGGGAAAACUCAGAAGUGCCCAGGAGGAGAUCUACAGGCCCAUAAUCAAGUCGAUGGAAGACUACUUUGCCAGACAUGCGGGUGUGGAGAAGCUCGUGUUCAGCUAUUUGGACACCGAGAAAGACGGAUUGAGAGGAAAUAUGCAAACGGAAGAGACUAAAGAUGCCGUAAGAAAAUGGUUAAAGAAUUUGAGUGUUUGGGAACUCGUUGCUUUGGAAAAGGCGACUUUGACUGUGAAGUCGUUCCUUGCAGGCACGGCCAUUCUUCGUGCUAACCACCCAGCCGAAACCGAGAGAUUAUCCAUUCACGAUGUAGCAAAGGCUGCGGAUCUGGAGACCAUUUUCCAGACAGAGAGAUGGGGUGAGGUUGAGGAUACUCAUGAUGUUGAUAAGGUUGACAUCGUGAGGAAUCUUGCGACUGCAGCGCUCGUUUGUCACGACCACUAG
Kuraishia capsulata CBS 1993 is the source of this 966-nucleotide messenger RNA. RefSeq lists its product as uncharacterized. Gene Ontology annotation, biological process: mitochondrial proton-transporting ATP synthase complex assembly. Gene Ontology annotation, cellular component: mitochondrion. Lineage: Eukaryota; Fungi; Ascomycota; Pichiomycetes; Pichiales; Pichiaceae. Bases 1 to 966 code for a protein of 321 amino acids. The record is from RefSeq and is a predicted model, not a curated record. The transcript has a single exon.